GGCCCUUACGUGGCCACAAGCAAUCAAAAGCUUACUUCAGUCACCCUGGAAAACGUGAAUGGCAGUGUGGAGUGUGUAAUCACCCGGGAAAGGCCUUUAAAUUAGUGAAAACCCCAGGCCGGUGAUGUGGGUCGAAUAGGGCAGCUGUGAGUGUAGAGUAAAUUCCCGCAUUUGUCGCCUUAUUUCCGUGGCCCGCCGCGCCGAGGACCUCAUGCCCAGCGCCUCGCCGUGCACCCAGAGUUAGUGGCCACAGGAUGCCGGUAGGUGAGGCACACAAACACUCACCAUGCUGAUGGACCAGGAGCCAGUGAGCAUAUUUUCCCCAUGGGCUUCAUACGACCUCGGCACCUCUCUACUCAACAAACAAAAUUGUCGUGGAAGGACAGGAAGUUUAGAGAAGGGCAGUGGAGCUGGUGGCGGGGGCGAUGGCAUUGGCAGCGGGAGUGGCAGCAGCAGCAGCAGCUUGGGAGGGAGUCGGCUGGUGGAUGCACUCAUAUCCAGCGUGCUGGACGAGACGGACCAGCUUGGCCUCGCCCACUUGCAGGAGAAACCAGAGAAAAGUUGUAGCACCAAUGGCAGUAUUGGCAGCUCGCGGCUCCUGGGAAGGGAAACAGGGGGUGAUGGGGUGCUCUGGGGGGGCAGCGGCAACAAUGGCAGUGGUAGCGGUGGAGGCCUGGGUCGCGGCAAUCAUUCAGAUGAAUUCUUCUCAGGCCCUGUUCACCCCCAGACCCAGACAGACUUUAUGAACUACUUGUUUGACACUGCACUGCAGCAGGAGGAAGAGGCCAGUCUGCAGGGUAAUUAUGGCGAGUUCUUCCGUGAGCGAGAGUUAAGUGGCAGUUCCCGGGACUCUGGAUAUGGUUCAUUCCUGGGUGUUGGGGGCUCAGGGUCACCCCCUGGCAUGUCCUGCAGCAAUCAGGCCUCACUGUGUGACAUGCGCAAGGGGCCGCCCGAUGCACUCCCUCUCCCAGCCAAUGGCCGGAUCAGUCAUGACUUUGACCAGCUCAGUGAGUUGAAUGCUCAGAAGAACUUCCUUGACAACUUACAACGUCUCAACCAGUUAAAUGGGGGCAGCUCGCCUGGGCUUCCCCUCCUCACUCCCCUGGGUGAUCUUGACCCUCUGCUCCUGGCUGGGUCUGAUCUAGGAGACACCUCCACCUUGGGGUUAAGUCAGCUCCUGCCUCCCACAAGGGACCUACCCCAUGAUCUCCUACCUCCCUCCUCAACACCCACCUCUAAUGGUCCCUUCUCCAUGUCCUCCCUGGGAGUCAAGUCAACCCUCAGUAUUGACAUGAUGCGUGGCCAGCCUCCCACAGUCUCAGGGUCAGGGCCACCUGUCCAGUCAGCCCACCAGGCCAAUGGUCUGGGUGACAAGGGACAGCAGAUUGCCAACCUCCUCAGCGGCAUGAGCAUCGACACCUCCCAGGGUGGUGUGGGCCCCAUCAACAGUCACCACCUAGGGGCCCUCGCAGCCCUUUGUGCGCCCAACCUCUCUGCCUCAGCAGCUAACCAAGUCAACUCGGGUAAUCUCAAUGGCCAUGCCCUCGGCUCAAACAGACCUCAGUCAUCACCAAAGUAUCUAAACUCCCAGCAAUGCAUCAAUACCAACGGGGAAAUAUCUCCCAGCAUGAUGAGGAAGCCCCGCCCCGACGAAGAGCGGGGCAUGCCCAUCUGUCUAAGAUCACAGCCCGGCAGUCAGGGGUCCCCACCUGGGUCAAGAAUGCCAGAGCAGCUUGUGGGACCCUCAAAAGAUGGCCCAGGGCACUGUGGACCUGUGGGGCCGAAAGGACCCUUCCUGGUCCCUCCGCCAACAUUCCCCCCCACUGAUGGUGUGCCCCCUUGGGAACUCAUGCCCCCUGUGACAGAGGUCUUCCCCCCACAUGGACCUCCCCCUCCACUUCUUCCACCAAACACAGAUCUCCUCCCUCCAUUUGCAGACCUAUCUCCUCACCCCCUCCUUUCCAUACCACCACCACUGCUGGGAUUCAGACCUUUCAGGCGCUCUGGAGGGAGUAGUGAGCUCCACUCGCGACUGGAGGAGUGCUAUGACCAAUUCCGUCAGUUGGAGAGAGAGCGAAAGAAGACUGAGGCUGAACUGGCCCGCUGUUUCCCUGGGAAAAGAGUGUCCUCAGCCAACACAGUGCCACUGCCCCGACUGCCUCCCUCACCCUCACGCGUCGACCGCCUCAUCAUUGACCAUCUGAGGGAGCAUGCCAGGGUAGUGACCCUCAUUGGCAAGAUGGAGCGGCUUCGUGGGUCGUCCCUCCAGUCAGGCAUCCAUCGGUCUGUGGCCCAGUGGCACGAGGCUGUUACCAGUGUGCAGGAGAAGAGGCGUGACGAGGUGGUGAACGCCAUCACACAGCGCCACAACCCCCUGCCUAACGGCCACAGCACCAGUGAGCAGGAUCUCAUGGCUUUAGCUGCUGCGAUGGGAACACUUGCCAGUGCCAGUCGUGGGGCGCGGACAGCCAUGUUCUGUGCACUCACCCUCACCACACACUACAGUAUGGAGCCUAGCCUUGCCUCAGCCUCCUCCCUUCCCCCUAACCUGCUCCCUGAAUCAUGUUCCUCUGUUGCCUCCCUCUCCCACGAGGCCACGCCAGAACCCUCACAGCUUUCCCCGGCAGCCGCUUCCACUUCCUCUUCAUCAGCCUUUUCACUGCCCUCCACUGCUACAAUAUUUUCGUCUACUCCAUCCUCUACUAUUUCAUCUUCCUCUCCAUCCUCCUCAUCUUCCCCGUCCUCAUCUUCGUCCCCAUCCUCUUCGGUGUCUCCUUCGUCCACAGAUCUGUCACAUUCUGCACCCCCUUGUCCCGCCUCUUCCUCCCCCUCCUCUCCUCCUCCUACAUCUCCUCCUCCAUCCACUACAACCUCCUCCUCACCCUCAUCCAUCCCUGCAUCCUCCUCUCCUGUGACUCCUUCAGCAACUGUCAGCUCUGAGGAUGGCCAGGCAAUUGCAUCUGCUAGUGAGAAGAGUGAGGCAGCAGCUACACCCACCACCACCUGUGACUCUUCCCCUACCACCACCACCACCACCACAGACGCCAACGACCAGGGGUGUGCUGGCAGGUCCUCCAGCUCACCACCGCCUCCACCACCACACACCACAGCAGCCUCCACCCCCACUGCAGCACCCUCCACCACUACCUCCCCUCCUGUGCCCUAAUGUCUCACAAGUAAGUGGUAGUAGAAACAAGUGAGAAUCAUGAAAACCAAUAACUUUAUGUAUUUAGUAUUUGAUAAAAAUGUUACUUGGUUGCUAUGACUUCAAAUUGUAUGAAAUGCAAUUUGUUAGUACAAUACAAUGAUUAUUAUGACAACUAGAAACAGGUACUUAAAUCAAAUUUAUUAUUUUAUAAAGGAUCAAGAUUGAAAGAAGUCAUGUAACAUUGAUGUCUGUAAUAUACAGCUUUUGAUAAUGUGAGAUGGAAGAGUUUAGAAUGACUUAGUGUUACUGUCAUGAUUGUGGUUAUGGUUAGAGAACCAGUGUUGAGCAUCAAAAUGCCAGUCAAUAAUGUUUGGGGUAAUGAGUCAUGAUUUACCAUGCUUAAAGAUGUAUGUAUGUCCAUUGAUGGUUAAUGUUGCUAUGUUAAGGAAGAACAAAAGAUUAUUGCUGUUAACUAGUAGCCCAAGAUCUAUAUUUGUAUGACAUAUAUGGAGUAUAAUACUGUAUGUAUGGAUAUAUUUAUGUACAAAACACAUGCACAUGAAUAUAUGAAUGCAUACAUGGAUAUAUAACUUCAUACAUAGAUAUUACUAUUUAAUAUUAUGGAUGGGUAGAAGCACAAUUUAUGGUUAGACUUCCUUUCUUGGAACUAGCUAAUACCCAGCCCAUCAGCUAGCUGUUGGUCAGGUCUCUCUCAGGCUAUUGCAAUAAAUUGACACGCAAAAUUUUUAAACCAGUCAUUAAUUCUCUCAAUAUCACCUCAGAAUGGAAAAGUUACCUGCAUGCAUAAAUUUUGAUCAUCUAGAAAAUUUGUUACUGGUGCUAAUUUGCAUGGUCAGUUAUGUAUUACUAUUUCAAGUAAAAUUAUUGCCAACUGCUGCAUGCCAAGAUAAUUUGUUGCAAGGCUUGAGGGAGAUGUUGAAGCUUAAUGACAAACUCACAAGUGAUUGUGCCAACCAGGGCUCAUUAGCUCUCAGAAGCUUGCUCAUCAUUUCAUAUCUCUUCUCACAGUUCAAGUGGAGAGCAAUAUAGAGUUUGAUUUUGCAUCUGCUAUAAGAUUACUAGUAUACUGUUUCAGUUCAUAUAUGGAAUAAUUUAUAGAAAAGUAGUAUUAUAGUUACACUGACUAUACAAGGACCCUGCAAAUUGAGAUUUUGUGGAGUAGGCCUUUUUUAUGUUAUAAGAAAGGCUAUCAUCAUGUUGCAUUAAGUUUCUGAAACAUUUUUCUAAAAAUGACAAAGAUGUACCCCAAGUAUUGGCUCAAGACAAUUGGACUUUCACUCAUCUUGGUUGUCCAGUAGCAAGACGACAUGUCUCUCAUAAUGGCCUUUCAUGGAUAAUUUAGCUUAGUUCUUGUUGGGCUGGGUAGCUCAUUGUCACCCUUUAGGGCACACUGAAACACAUGUACUGGGGAACCUCUCCAAGGGUCUGUGGACAGGGAUGCACUGUUUUAACCUUUUUUUUCCCUUUUUUACAUUUCCUGCAUGUAGGUAGGUUCUGAAGUUAUUGACGAUUGUUUCAGUUUGUGUCCACAGGCUCAUCUUUUAUGUAUAUUUGUCACUCAUGGUGUAUAUCAUAUUUUUCAAAAGCUUUGCCAGUGUUGCAGCAAUAACUAGGCUCAGAUUAGUCUCAGCAUGGGUUCAGCAUAACUUAUUGGCAGCUGUUUUCAUAUAAUUGCAUCUUGAAUAUUUAUAAUUCUCCACAACAAUACUGUGUUGACACAUCAAUAUUUGGGAUUCAAGAAAUGAUGGCAUUAUGCCAAUAACAAAAAUAAAGUGCAGAGAAAGUAUUUCUUGCACUGUUAAACUCAAACAUUAGUUAUGAAAAAAAGAAUUACUUGUAGGUUUUCAGAUUAAGUUGGCAUGCAACUCCCAACAUGAGGUGAGGUGAUGGUGUGCUUUUGUGCCACCCUCAGACCCUCAGAGGUCAGGGAGUGCUGCUGCCCCUUGCUGCUGACGAGCAAAACUAGGCUUCUUCAGAAAGGGUUGUAGCUUAACUCACUGUGAUAACUAUUGCAUGGUAAUGUGAUUCUGUAUUACUUAUUAAUCCUUUGAUAUGGAGGCAAUCUCUGGAAGAAUGUUUAGAAGUGGGUACACGUGUGCUUCUUAGGGGAGGGGGAAGGUCUCUGUCAUAUUGUCAUGAUGGUUGAAUAACUAUCUAGUUGCCUACUUCCCAGUGUUCUGCCAUAUCAACCAUUUGUACACCAUGGCGGCCUUUACUUGGCCCAUACCCCGUUAUUCUUCAUUUCGUCUGGAACACACUAGGUAAUAUUAAGUAAGGAUGAUUCAUAAUCCCCAUUUUUAUCAUCUAGAUGAAUACAUUUUGCUUUUAUGUAGCACUCAGUUGACAGUUGUUGUUGUUGUUCUGCCUGGAGAGGACGUGCCAAUUACUCCCAGACUCUCACAGUGAGGCUCUGUCAUCGCGUUGUUGAUGGACAUCUGUUGGCUUUCUAUUUUGUGACGUAGCUGUUUAGAAUAUCUCAGUGGUCCUGACUGAUCAGUUACCCAUGUUUUCCUUUUGAUUGAGCUUUAUUUAUUUAUUUUCUUUCUCUGGAAAUUUUACUGGGUUCAUAUUUAUAUGGCUUGUUGAUGUUCUAGUCUUGUCACAAGAUUCAUUAUCAUUAUUAUCAUCAUUAUUAAUAUGAUUAUGAUUAUUAUUCUUACUUAUUUUUAUAUCUAGUGUAUUAUGCUUAUUUAUUCAUACGUUUGUGGUGGAUAUUGUUGUGCUUCUCUUCGUGAUUGAGUGUGUGGUGUUAGCCUUGUUCAGCUGUGCAAGGUUGAAGGCUGUGGCAGUAGUGCAGUGUGCCUGAGCUCCCCCCACCCAGUGCAGGAGGAGGAGGAGGAGGAGGAGCAAGGAGGAGAAGGAGAUGACGCAAAUAUAGCAGGUGGUGGAAGAGUAUAAAGGAGACAAAUUAGAUGUUGGAGGAGGAAAAGAGCAUAUUGCACUGUCACAAGGAAGUUCUCAUUUGCCCAGCAUAGUGGGCAUACUUUUGAAGGAGUUGGUUAUUUGUUUUUUGAGGUUGCUUUAUAUGGAUGUCUCUUGGGGGUACAGGGAAAUACCUAUUUUAAGUGGAUGCAUUUACCAACAAGCUUAUUUUUAUUGAAUAAUUUUUUGUGUGUGCUUACCUCCAUAGUAUUUGGAAGUGUGUGUCAUCUUUAGUAAUGUAGAUUUUUGUGCCUUUCAUUCCUUAAUUAGUUGACAAAGUUGUGGAAUUUUUGUUGACUACUGCAACUACAGGGGAACCUAGACUGGGCUUGUGCUGGUUCAUGUGCAGCUCAGUCACUCUUUGCACUGUUUUGUGUUCGUGGUGUUAAGCGUGUGUUUUGGGCAUACUCAGGUUUGUGUUCAGAACUUCGUCAAACUAUACCUCUUUCAUUCUCACUCUAUACAGUUUUUCUCCCACUCUCUUGGCCUUACUCUUUCUCUCUUCCUCAUAUUUUUUAAGCUUCUUGCAAAAUAUUCAGUGUUUGAUGCCUUACAUACAUUACAAAACCUAAUGUGGGAUGAAGCACACCUUAACCAGAUCUAAGAGAGACUUGUGCUCUGUGAUUGCGUUGUUCCCUGUGCCUCACCCCUGAAGGAAGCUGCUGAUCCUGAAAUGUUUCCCAAAACUCGACAUCACGUUCAUUCCUCUGAAUGGGAUCAUUCGUAGUAUUGCAAGAGAUUUACCACUUACUUUAAUUCCAAAGGGAUAAACCUCAGAGCUAUCCUAAUCAGUUGAAAGUUCAGGAGCGUUAUCUCUGGAACAGCUUAAAUUUAGCAUUAUGUGGAAGGUGGCUGAUCCUAAGUAAUUUUUAAAGGAAUUGAUUUUAAUGUACAAUUACCAGCCAGCUGAGGGGUGUAGAGCAUGCUGGUGCUGCCCGCCGAGGGGAAGGGAGGGUGGUGCGGGGAAGUCAGCAGGCUGUGUGUUUGUGUGUUUCAGAUACGUAACUGUUGCCUGUACAGCACAGAGUUUUCACGUUUUUACUGCCCAUGAAUAAUUAGAGACGACCAACAAGUGCAUGUUCGUGUUGCUGUACAAGUAAUUAUUUCCGUGGAUGGCUAGACGCUAGGCUCAGGUGAGGCUUACUGAGGCUGUGUGAUUGAAAUAGAGCUUCAUGUGCUGUUUCAUUAACUGAAAUUUAUAACCAAUGACAACUAAUAACCAAAGCAGGAACAUCAGUAAUCGUAAUCAUAGUUUUUGCAUCGUGUACAUGAUCAGUAGAUUUUUUUCCACACUACAGAAGAUCUUAACAAUGAAUAGCUGAGACUGAGGAUGUAAAUUAGUCAGUUGAUCUGUUCAGUGUGUGAACUUUUAUCCGUUUGGUUCAUAGUUUGCAGAACCAGCAAUCCACAGGGUGGGUGAACCAGCAUAUCUCAGGGUCUUUGUUUGCUCCUAGAAGUCUUAUGCUGAGUGAGUAUGAAAUAAUAAUCCAUAUAAUGUUAGCAAUUUUUUUUUUGUGCAAGUGUUAACUGCUAUUUACCUCAAGGUUUAUAUUUAGCAUUAUAUAAAUAUAUAUACAUCUCAAGUCCAUACAUUCACAGGGCAGUUGGAAGUGUCUCUCACCAUUAUUUGUAUCAGUUGUAAUUAGCAGUAAUGAAGCAAUUUGUAAUGAUGUUCUUUGGGUAGAGUUUCUGCCAAGUGAGGGAAUUUAAUUGCUCUGUGAAGGGACAUUCUUUUGAGCACUGGUUAGUCACUGACGUGUAGAACUUUUUGAAGACAUUUUCUGAGUAAUUUACUGUUGAAAUUGCUCACACUUUCAAAGGGGGGUUGCCAUCCAGGGCUGCUGUUAUAAAGACUUGUAGACCGUCUCACUGUUCAUGUGACUAUGAAUCACUGUAACUUUUGUUUACUGUUUGUCUAAUUUAGGUGGAACAUUCUCAGUCAGCUACAAAAGCAAUAUCUCAUGGAAAGAUGUGAGUUAGUACUGUAAGCUUGAACUGCCAUAACCUUAAAUACAUUCUCAAAACUUAUGGGAUGAGGCUAACUUUUUGGUCGUAAAUUAAAGGAGCAGAAACUAGAAGAAAGAAAUCCGUCAGUUUAGUAUGAGGUCAUUGCAUUGGGCUGAGGGCAUCAAAGGUCGACACACAAGUCAGCAAACACAAAGCGUAGAGUCCUGCCCUGGACAAUACACCCCCCUGUGUAUACUUGGGGAUAGGGAGCACAUGGUAAUUCAUUUGUAUGUAUAUAGGAUUUUUAAAUUAUUGUUAUUUUGCCAUAAGGAAGUAUUACUAUCUAUAUAAAUAUUUAUCAUAUCUUGUAUAAUAUGCUAUUUAGGAUAUGCAAUGCUGAUGUAACACUAAAACAUGACAAUACUUGAAGAUGCCUAUCAUCACUGCAUUCUGGCUGGACCAAACUGUGGGUCUCCCAAGGUCUGCCUAUCACAACUCUAGUUUGUGUCAUUCAUAAUGUCACCCAGGGUUAGCAUUUUGUUGUCACUAGGAGAGUCUAAUCAUGACAAUCAGCCUGGUCCAUAUAGAUACAUGUUGGGAGGGUUGCCUGCUGAGUGCCAGGGUGCCCCACCAUAGAACAUUCAUUCAGAGAAGGAAAAUAUUGGAGAAAUUCUAUGAUUCACACAGGUGUCCUCCUUCUAAUUGACCUUGUUGCCGGUAGUCUCUGUGAACCCAAAAUUAGGGUGUAUAUGCACGAUUUGCUCAAAGUUAUUAUUGUCGUUAUUGCCUGUUUUACAAGGCUGAGAAGAAUUGAUAUGCAUUAGUGAUCUGUGUAGCUUAGAGUGAAAUUGUCAAAUGGACUAUUUGUUUAUAAUUUGCUAGAGCCACCAUUUUAUUUUUGUUAGGUACAUAUAUUUAUAUCUUGUGGUAAGCACUGUAUGUCUACUAUUGCUGUACCAGCACUGGAAGCACUGCACUGAAUGUUUCCAGCCCAGAUACUGAAAUGCCCUUCUCCCUGAGCAUGCCCAUCACCAAACACAUCUCAUGCGGUGUGUUGUGAAAGAAGUCUCAGUUGGUAUACAUAUAUAUGCAGAAAAAAACAAAAAAGAAUGAGGAAAAGGGCAAAAUUACACAAAUAUAAUGUAUUUCAUCUGAGAUAUUUGUAAGCUAUUAGUUGUUUGGUGCUCACCUUUAAUUAUUAAAUACACUUUAAUAUUAGACUAGCACAGAACUUGUGCUGCCCACUGUGUGGCACGUGUGCAAGUGCCAGUUGGUUUCAAGUAAUCCCAGUGAGAACACUGAUUGUGAUUGAAUGCUGUGGGAUUUUAACUAUAUUGUGAGAGCAUUUCAAAAUAUUAUGCAUUAUUAUUAUUAAGCAUAGCUAUAUGAUUAAGAGUCAUUGAUUCCUACUUUUCUGUGUUAUCGAGAGAUACUCUAUUAGCCUCUGCUGUAUACCAAACGAAUCUUUGUUUUUGUUUGCGAACUGCUUAUUUUGAACAUUUGGACGAGCCAGUAAUUGUAGGAGCCAUUUAGAGCAGUCCAGUUUGAUGGUUUUAAGAUUUAUAUUGACCUUCUGUAACUAGGACAGUUACGUGGCUCACGAUAUUUGAAAAUUUUGCUGAUGCACUCAAUGAUACCUGCCUUACUGGAAAAAAGUUUAACUAGGCCCACUAAUGUUUCACGCUAUGUUUUUGCUUUUCGUCCAGAUAGGAGCUUAAAUGAUGCGUAUUGUGCCAAGCUGAUAGCUGUAUUUGUUUAACUACAUGGAUGUGAAAGCACAAUACAGCAAAAUUUAUUGCAUUUAAACUUAGAAAUUGGACAAAAUUACUACGGCAAGGAUAUGUAUAGUCAGGUUAAAUCUUUGACAAACAACACACAUUGCAAGAUAAAUUGGCAGGGGAUUUUCAUCAAUGGAAGUCAUUAUUGGGUGUGAGUACAUUGGCUCUUUACGCUUCCCCAUUGAUGAAUCGUUGCCGUAAUACACAUAUACAUACAUGCUUAUACAGUAUAUUUUCGCAUCCAUAAAGAUGUAGAGGAACUGCAAGAAACACAGUAUUUUGUCAGGGUCAAUGUUGUAGACAUAAUAGCUGAAUAAUAAUGAUAAUAGGCAAGUACCAAUGCAAGGGAGACAUGUCUUUAUCUGGCUUGGAAUGCUAUGGUUGUGACGAUUUUCACUUUGCUCUACCUGGCAGCACCAUCUCUGAGAAUUGUUAGUCCUUGUUUUUUGUUGCCGGAAAGUGGUCACGGGAAAUCUCGUAUAGAUAAGAUGUUCAUUUUUAUAUUGCAUGUGUUCAUACAUAAGUCUCUUUAUUUUAUUGAUUUUUUCUGCCCUCCAUGUUAUUAGCCCUCCUUUGACAUUGCAUAGUCAGAGAACCCUCCCCAAAUUUCUCAGUAUAAGAGCACAGCUCUGAAAACAAUGCUAUACAAGUGUGGUGAGGCUGAAACAAAUUUUGAUGCAAUUUUGUGAAAUAACCCCCAAAAGUUAUUACAUAUUUUAGUAUUGGCAAUAAUGUUUUUGUGCAGUAUCGCCUACAGAACCCGUGAAGAUUCUCUGUGCCUGACUGCUGUUUAUUGGAAGCAAUUGCAAAAUGUAUAUGAGGAACCCCUGUGACCCACAUUCCAGUGUUGUUCAUAGUAAUCUUGUUCAUAUCAGGCAUAGGUGGACCUUGUUUCUUUGGUAUUUCAAACAGACUCCUUGAAUGUGAUAGGGAAUUUAGAUAAUUUGGAACAGCCCCUUUAAGAAGUGGAGGUUCAUUUCACAAUGUCGGUUGCCAGCCGUGGUGACACAUGCCUCAAGGUCUCAUGCUCUGCAUGUGUAAUUCUGUUAUAUUCUUUCCAUUUCAUCUCCUGUCACUAUCUGACUGAGAUGGUGCUACCAAAUUUUUGUUUUACUCUAUGUACUACUGCUAGUCUGUUGUACAGAUGUCACUGCUCUCUCUUCCUCUCUCUCCAUCUCUCUCUCAUAUGCCGACUCAAAUUUACUGCUUUACCGUCCAAUGAAGAAAUACUUCACUUGAUCCACGAUACAUAAUAUGACCCGAGGUAAAUAAAAUAUUUCCUGAGAAGAUAGAAAUAAUGAUUGAAGCCAGUAUUACAGGAAGUGAUUCAUUUCUUAAAGGGCUUCAGGAACAUAGCUUACAAAGUUUCAAGUUGUCACCAUUGUUUUUAAUUUGUUGCCAGCCAACAUCCUUGUUCUUUUAAUAUAUUUUCCUCCAAGUUGAUAACCUCAGCAUACCAAAUAAAAUAAACAUAUAUUAGAAUUAGAUGCCAUACUAUGGAGCUUAAUGUUCAUUUCUAUUGUGUAUUUGCUGCCAUUUUCUAGCCCAGUAAGAAAGUAUUAAAUACUCUACACUUCUAAGUCCAGUAAGGUUAUGUAUAGGUGACGGAAGGAAUCCUUUGAAUUCGCUACAUAUUAACAUGUCAGUAAUACAAUAUGUGAUGAACCUAUCCAUAUUACGAUGCAUGGGAAUGUAGGCUCUGGAUUCAGUAAUAAUGUUAGAGAUUGUAAUUUAUAUUGUUUUACUUAAUAGAAUUUGCCGGUGAUGUCACACUCUGCUUGCUAGUUCCUUAUGGUGGCCGCUUCCCCCCAUUACACUUAACUGUGGCCUUGUGUGUCAAAUGUUGGUAGUUCUCAGAAUCUUGGGAUGUGUUGCCUCCCCUCAUCGUGACCCUGGGAGUGCCAGACACACCCUGGUGAAGGCACUCGGGGUACAGUUGCCUCUAGACCCUGCCACUGUCUGCUGGGGCCCACAUGUUGUAACAAGAGCCUUACUGCAGGUCUGUAAUUGAGUGCAUAUGUUACGUAUCUUACAGGAUGCCAAAGAUUUGCUGUUAUUGGUGUCUAUGUCAUAGUGGAUGUCUCCUUGACUGUUCAUGUCAAUGGUUGUUUCAUAUCUCCCAUCGUUUAGAAACUAUGGAACUGUAGGUCUUCCCAAAAUGAGAUGAUAGAAGUCACAUAUAUGAGUUUUUGCCUUUGUCCCAGCAAGGUAUUUUUUCAUGAAGUCAAAUUCUGAGGUAU
Eriocheir sinensis (Chinese mitten crab) is the source of this 12056-nucleotide messenger RNA. RefSeq names its product serine/arginine repetitive matrix protein 2-like. The transcript has 8 exons. Gene Ontology annotation, cellular component: nucleus; cytoplasm. Gene Ontology annotation, biological process: male meiosis I; meiotic cell cycle; female meiosis I. NCBI's taxonomy places the organism in Eukaryota, Metazoa, Arthropoda, Malacostraca, Decapoda, Varunidae. Bases 287 to 3166 code for a protein of 959 amino acids. The record is from RefSeq and is a predicted model, not a curated record.